UACCGGUCAAUUUGCGUGUUUUUACCUUUCUUACUUUGCCAAAUCAAGCGAACUAUUCUAGACCCGGUCUAGUAUAGUUUGACCGGUCAAGUAAUUUACACCAUCAUUUUUGGCGCCACCCGUGGGACCGUUAAGGUUUCUUCUCCUAAACACAAACCUACCCACCAAAACACCACUCGAAAUGUCUUCCAACCAACAAAUCAACACUACUUCCGCUCAGGUGCAGGCCACCAACGAGGGAGCCAGCAUCCCUGUGGCUGCUACCAUACCGGUCAUUUCAGCCCCGGUGUUGCCUCUGGGUCUGAGCUCUGUCCCGACGGCCAGCGUGAUCAGUCCCUUCGUGACCCCCGUCCCUUCCGCUGGACCGAGGGUAACGUUCCCACUAAGCAUGGCUCAAUUCAUGAAUGACCCAGCCAACCUACAAGCCAUCCAGGGCUUUGGCCAGGUCAUGGCCAUGUGCCAACAGAACGGGGGGAUGCCUUUCCUCCCUGGUAUGUUCCCAUUCGCCCUUCCAGGCGCGGGGACCAUGCCUCUACAAGCUCCGAUGGCGGUUACGUCGUUCCAGACGCCGAUGCCGCAACCAUCACCUUUCCAGCCCCAGCUGGUCAGCACCAUGGCCCCGGUCAACUUGGCCGGUGCACUUAACGCUGCAGGGCCGUCGCGUCCCCCGCAAGCUACGGAUCCACAGGACACUCCUGAUGGUCAUUGCGUCUCGAUUGAGAGCGAUGACGGCGAGUGGGACAUCCCGAGGGCCCACAAGAAGAAGAAAGGAAAAAACAUCCGGCCAGCGACCUCCCGAAACUCCGCCUUCGAAAGGCUGGGGGAUAGGGAGGAAGGCCAGAGGAAGUCAGCCAAGCAGAGGCUGAGGUUGUGUCGAACACAACUUGAACCCCUCAAAACCCCUCUCUCAGGCUUCACGGGGGACACCGUUGAAGCUGAAGGAUCCAUAGUUCUACUGGUCGAACUAGGAUCAGGUGAAAAGACCGUGUGGAAGAAGAUGCGGUUCAUAGUUGUGGACAUCAAGUGCGUCCACAACGCAAUCCUAGGAAGGCCAGGCAUCAAUAAAGUCGGGGCGAUGAUUUCCAUGCCUCAUCUAUGCAUGAAGUUCCACACUCCAGGUGGUGUGGGUGAGGUGAAGGGCGACCAGAGGAACGCCCGGGAAUGCUAUGCCCGGGCAGUCAAGAAAAUGACCAGGGGGGUCAAUGUCAUCUCCCAAGAGAUCACAAAGGGAGAGACCCGGGAGAAACUGGAACCCGAGGAUGAGACGGUGGAAAUCGAACUUCACCCGAGUGAUUCUUCGAGGAUGGUCAGAAUUGGAGCAAAUCUCCCCGAGGAUCUCAAGGAGCAGAUUACACAGGUCCUCCAAGAAUACGCGGGCAUAUUCGCAUGGAGCGUGGCGGAUAUGCCCGGGAUAGAUCGCUCUGUUAUCUGCCACCGGUUGGCCGUGAGGGAGGGAAGAGAAGUCUUGACUGACCAACCGUUGGGUGCAGUGUUGCGAAAUUCAACAUCCUCCGGGAGGAUGGUGAAGUGGGCGAUGAUGUUAACUCAAUUCCACAUUGAGUACCGGCCGAGGUCGACAAUUAAGGGACAUGCCCUUGCUGAUUUCCUAGUAGAAAUGACCGGUCUAACUCCAGACUUACCGGUCAACAAGCCCACUGAGCAAUGGUGGGAGAUGGCAGUUGAUGGGGCAUCCGGUCCUAGAGGAUACGAGGGUGGUAUCGUGUUCACCACCCCAGAAGGAUUCAAGAUCUACCAUGCAAUCAUCUUCAACUUCAAGCUGACGAACAAUGGGGCAGAAUAUGAAGCUCUGGCUGGAGGGCUCAGACUUGCCCAAGCCCUGAAAAUCAGCCGGGUCAGUAUCAAAUCUGACUCUAGCCUGAUAGUAGGGCAGGUGACCGGUAACAUGGAAGCAAGGGAAGGACGCAUGACACAAUACAAGGACCUUGUACUUGUCCUGUUGAAAGGCUUUGAAAAAUUCAAGAUCGCCCAAAUUCCCCAGGCGGAGAACGCGGAUGCAGACCUUCUCUCCAAAUUGACGCAGUAUGCUCCCGAGCAUGUUUCGAAACUUGUCCGGAUAGAGAUCCUUGACCGUGCAAGCGUCGAGAAAUUGGAAGUCGCCGCUAUAACUGCCGGAAGCCAGUUUGACCGGUCAAACUUGGUCAGGGCGGACGACCAUUGGAUGUAUGAUCUGAUGGAAUAUUUGACGGAUGGGAGCUUGCUAGAACAAGAUGACCGGGCAAGAAAAGUGAAGCUCAGGGUGCCCCGAUUCCAAAUUCUUGAUGGAAAGCUGUAUAAAAGGGCAUUUGGGGGGCGACUCCUGAGAUGUCUGACCAACCGGGAGGCUGAACGAGUCAUAGCGGAAGUCCACGAAGGCGUAUGCGCGGCGCAUCAAAUGUCCCGUACGCUUUCCCAGCGCAUUAUCUUGCUGGGGUAUUACUGGCCAACAAUUGUCCAGGAUUGUGAGAGGCUGCCCAUCGAAGCUGAAUUCCCCACGUUUCGGGAGUCAAAUUAUCAACCCCAGCAGAAUGAGGAAGAUCACUUGGCCGAACUCAACUUGGUCGAAGAGCGGAGAAUGGCCGCGGAAGUCAAAAUGAGCACAUACCAACAAGUUGUGAAGAAGUACCAUGAUAACAAGAGUGGAAUGGAGGAUAUAGCGGAAGACCCGGACUCUCAAAGGAACGGUGUCGAUGGCGGCAGAGCCAAAACAUCAAGAGCAGGCUGCAUGGCCACAUUAGAGAAUCGGAAAAACACUACAGACUUGUGGAACUUCCUGGUCACCAACAUCCUCCAGCCAUGGGACAACACCUGGUAUUCGGAUGGUAUACAGUACCUGGUAGAGGUCGUCCCGGAAGGGUAUGUUGCCGACUCUGGAUCUGUUGUACGGCGACGACGGGCACUUCGAGGUGUAGAUGCUGAGGAAUCCCCGCUCCACUCGGGCAUCUCCGUGCCCAAUCGGCUGCAAUUUGUUCUGCGUGUUCUCGUACCACUCCGUCGGCGUCACCGUCCCCCGCCACGCCACCGCGAUGUCCCUCUGCCCGAUCCGCCGCGUCUCCUCCUCGUCGCUCACGGCCACGAAUCCGAUCCAAUUCGAGUCCUUGCUCCAUCUGUUGACCCGUCGCUGGGGAUUUCUCUGGGAUUGCUUAUCUAAUUUUGGGACUCUAGGUCUGCAGGGGAGAUCGAGGGUGGGGAUGAUCGGAGAAGAUGAAGAACCGUGCGGGAAGAAGAGAGAAAGAUCCGGCAGAUUUGGAGUCCAACAAAAUCCAUAGGCUUUUGGUUGGAUUUGA
Molecule: messenger RNA, 3284 nt
Organism: Cuscuta campestris
Lineage: Eukaryota; Viridiplantae; Streptophyta; Magnoliopsida; Solanales; Convolvulaceae
Source: the annotation of a GenBank genome assembly